AAAACAAAAAUAGAUUAAAGAUUUAAAAUAUGUCUUCAGAAUCAACAAUAAAUAAUUGUGAAGAUUCAGUCAACCAAUCAGGAUUGGAGGAAAAAUCAUCCCUUCUGCCCUUAAAAAAAGAUAAUGUUGGUUACAAACGAUGGAUUAUGUUAUUUAUCUACUCACUUAACAGCAUAGUAAUUGGACUUUUAUAUAUAGGAAUAAGUCCAAAAAGUGUUAUCUCUAAAAGUUAUUAUAAAAUAAGUGACCUAAGUAUUCAAUUACUAAAUAAUCUUUUUCUCGUUGUUUACAUUGUUACUGCAAUGCCUUCAUCCUACUUGGUGUUUAGAAUGGGAUUAAGACCUGUGCUGAUUCUGGCAUCUGCAUUAAAUGCUUUAGGUACUGGUUUUCAUUUAGCUGGUUUUGGUCAAAACGGUUUUAAAUUAUUCAUUACUGGUCAAUUUUUUGCAGCACUUGGGAACAGCGCUAUUUUGCAAAUGCCCAGUCAGCUCUCGUCGCAAUGGUUUCCGAGCAACGAGCGAGGGAAAUCUACAGCUAUUGGUUAUUUCAUGAAUAUGAUUGGGGGAUCAUUAGGUUUUCUGCAAAAUACAUUUAUGAUUACAGAAUACAAUAACUUUGACAAGCUCAAAAAUCAGUUUCGAAUGUUUUAUUUAACACGAUUUAUAUUUGUCUUUUUUACGUUUUUAUUAACGUUGAUAUUUUUUAAGAAACCUCCAUUGCGUGACUCUCAACAUAAUGGUUCGUCAUCACAAGAAUUUAUUAAAAAAGAAAAAUUAAAAAAAUAUCUCAUAAUGCUUCUGAAAGAUAAACACUUUCUAGCUAUGUCGCAAUCAUAUUCAAUUUAUUUUGGACUAAUUUCAUCAACAAUUUUAUUUUUAAACAUAUUUAUGGAAAAAUACAAAAAAAAUUUUGCUGAAAAAAUUGGAUGGAUGGGCGUAUUUAGUCUGAUAUGUGGAAUUACUGGUUGUUUGCUUUUUGGUAUAAUAUUGGAUAAGUUAAAAAGAUUUCGACUAUUAGCAAUUGUUAUUAAUUUCAGUGCGACAAUGACGUGGUUAGGAUUUAUUUUGACAUUAAAAAAAACAGAUAGUUUCUUUGGUCCGUUAGUAAUGUUUUUGAUCUAUGGAUUUUUUGCUUAUGCUUACUCGACCAUUGGGCUUGAGCAAUCCGCAGAAAUGACAUUUCCAGUUCCAGAAGAGUUUUCAAGUGCCUUUAUUCUCAUCAUCGCUCACAUUUACGGUUUAAUUUUUGGUUUAGUGUUUGGAUUGUUUUUUCGACUUGGUUUGGUUGAAACUGUUCCUUAUAUUAUAUUAGGAUUUUAUCUUUUAAGUACAUUGCUAACUUGUGUUGUUAAAACUAAUUUGAAAAGAAAUUCCGCUGAACUUCUAAUUACAUUGAACUCGUAUUAAUUAUAUUAUACAAUUUAUAUUUAAUCAGGAUAAAACUUAUUUGAUUGUUACGUUUAAAAAAUCUUUUUAAAACUUUUUUUGUACCAUAUAAAAA
Messenger RNA from Hydra vulgaris (swiftwater hydra), 1500 nucleotides. RefSeq names its product heme transporter FLVCR1. Gene Ontology annotation, molecular function: transmembrane transporter activity. Gene Ontology annotation, biological process: transmembrane transport. Lineage: Eukaryota; Metazoa; Cnidaria; Hydrozoa; Anthoathecata; Hydridae. Gene Ontology annotation, cellular component: membrane. The record is from RefSeq and is a predicted model, not a curated record.